Molecule: messenger RNA, 420 nt
Organism: Aphanomyces invadans
Lineage: Eukaryota; Oomycota; Saprolegniomycetes; Saprolegniales; Verrucalvaceae
Exons: 3
Coding region: 1-420 (139 amino acids)
Source: RefSeq, a predicted model, not a curated record
AUGGAGUGUUUUGUUGCGGUCUUGGGCAAGGCGUCAACGACCAUCUCGGCGGUCGGGACGAAGGACAUGGACAAGGCGCCGCUGCGGACCAGCUCACGAAGACAUGGCCGUGGCGAUUGCGGACAUGUUGUCGCAGCACAGUGUGAUGGUGUCUUGGCGGGUGCCAAGGUCGGCCAUGAGACCGCGGAGCCAGGUGGAUUCGCGUGCGGCUUCAGCUGCGGCGAUGUACUCCGCCUCGCAGCUGGACAGAGCCGUGAUCCGUUGUCGGAUGCUUUUCCAGACCAACAUGCCGCCAAGGAACAGCCAACAGAAGCCGGUGGUCGAUCGGCGGUCGGGUCGAGUGGCCCAGCUUGCAUCGCAGAGCCGGUAUCGGAAGACGCGUUUGGCGCCGACCGUGUGCGGCGCUCUUGGUGCGUGUAG